AUGACGUCAAUAGGCACAGGCUAUGACCUGUCCAAUUCUGUCUUCUCGCCUGACGGUCGCAACUUCCAGGUCGAGUAUGCAGUCAAGGCGGUAGAGAACGGCGGCACAGCUCUGGGCAUCAAGUGCAAGGAUGGUGUUGUGCUCGCUCUCGAGAAGCUCGUCAGCAGCAAGCUGAUCAAGCCUGGUGCCAACAAGCGCAUAGCAACCGUCGACCGCAACAUGGGUGUCGUGUCUUCUGGUCUCCUCCCCGACGGUCGCCACUUCGUCUCCCGAGCCCGUGACGAGGCGGCGCAAUGGCGGCAGCUCUACAAGGCCCCCAUUCCUUCCUCGUCUCUCGCCGACCGCAUGGGAAGCUACGUUCAGGCAUACACGCUCUAUUCCAGUGUACGGCCAUUCGGUAUAACGGCCAUUAUUGCCGGCUGGGAUUCCGAGGCCGAGUUGCCCGUUGACGGACAAGUUGGUUCCGGUCCUUCUGUUGGCUCGGGAGGCAAGAGAGAGGGCGCCAAGCACGGCGGUCCAUCUCUCUACAUGAUUGAGCCGAGUGGCCUCUACUGGGGAUACUAUGGUGCAGCUACAGGCAAAGGCCGCCAGGUCGCAAAGUCGGAGCUCGAGAAAUUGAAUCUGCAUGAGGGCCAGCUUUCAUUAGAAGAAGGCGUCAAGGAGGCAGCGCGCAUCAUCUACGUCGCACACGAUGACAACAAGGACAAGGAAUUUGAGCUUGAGAUGACGUGGAUCAGCAAUCUCGACGGACCGACCAAGGGUAGACAUGAGGAAGUGCCCAAAGACAUUCGGGAAGAGGCUGAGAGGCUUGCAAAGAAGGCGCUCGAAGGGGAUGAUGACGAUGAUGACGAGGAGGAGAAGAUGGAAGAGUAAAUGAAUGGCUGCUCGAGUCGAGCCACAGUGGAUAAAAGUACAGACCCUGACGAUGCGUAACGAGCGGCUUUUGCGCAAGCCUUAACGAUCAAUGAACAAGAUUCAAACUAGCAAGGCAUUGCGGCCAUGUUUGCAUGCCUCCCGCUUGCUUCCCAUGCUGUGCUUCGCUUCGUCUUGCCCUUCCGCUUGUGGAGUGACAGUUAGCAGCACCCGCGUCAUCGAGAUGCAGGUACGUCGGCCCCACUAGCGCGUCAUUGCAAACUCGUCUCA
Messenger RNA from Bipolaris sorokiniana ND90Pr, 1143 nucleotides. RefSeq lists its product as uncharacterized. NCBI's taxonomy places the organism in Eukaryota, Fungi, Ascomycota, Dothideomycetes, Pleosporales, Pleosporaceae. Gene Ontology annotation, biological process: ubiquitin-dependent protein catabolic process. Gene Ontology annotation, cellular component: proteasome core complex; nucleus; proteasome core complex, alpha-subunit complex. The coding region runs from base 1 to 873 and encodes 290 amino acids. The record is from RefSeq and is a predicted model, not a curated record. The transcript is spliced from 3 exons.